This is a messenger RNA of Rosa rugosa (rugosa rose), 1094 nucleotides long. RefSeq names its product GTP-binding protein SAR1A-like. Lineage: Eukaryota; Viridiplantae; Streptophyta; Magnoliopsida; Rosales; Rosaceae. The transcript has 2 exons. Gene Ontology annotation, cellular component: endoplasmic reticulum exit site; COPII vesicle coat. Gene Ontology annotation, biological process: vesicle organization; endoplasmic reticulum to Golgi vesicle-mediated transport; membrane organization. The record is from RefSeq and is a predicted model, not a curated record. The coding region runs from base 619 to 885 and encodes 88 amino acids. Gene Ontology annotation, molecular function: GTPase activity; GTP binding.
AAAUAACAAAUUUGAUUCUCUCUCUCUCUCUCUUUCUCUCCUCGGUUUCUCAGCAAUCUCAUCCUUAGAUCUGCCGAACCAACCAAUCUCACCACGGUUUCUCCGUCGGUCGCUCCCAUACCGGAAACGAAGCUCUUCUUAAGUCUCACGCUCCAUACCCACCACUCUAGUCAUCAUUUCGUCUGUCGUGAAAGCCCCAAAUAGAUCGAAAACCGGCGACUCCGAUUAGCAAUCGGACUCGGAAUCCUGAUCAACUUCAAUUUCUUUAGAAGAACACGAAUUCGAUUCGGAGAUAAGGCUAUCGCAAUCAGAAUCGGAAUCUUGAGUUUGGGUAUUCUCUCUAGUCAUCGGGACUUCAUCGGCGUCAAUCUGGAUGUAGUCCAUGAGGAUUGAUUCUGGGUUUUUGCAAUUUUUGAUUUCUCAGAAUUGCAGAGAUGAGGGCUUGUCAUCGGACGCCUUGCACGGUGCGAUCCGAUCCGAUCCAUUCCGCUCUGAUCCGCGUACGUCAUCAUGUUUCUGUUCGACUGGUUCUACGGCGUGCUCACUUCCCUCGGUCUAUGGCAGAAGAAGGCCAAGAUCUAAUUAUUCCUAGCGCUCGAUAAUGCCGGCAAGACCACCAUGCUUCACAUGCUCAAAGAUGAGAGGCUGGUGCAGCAUCAACCUACGCAAUAUCCCACAUCCGAGGAGUUGAGUAUUGGCAAAAUCAAGUUCAAAGCCUUUGAUUUGGGAGGUCAUCAGAUUGCUCACAGGGUCUGGAAGGAUUACUACGCAAAGGUAGAUGUUAUGGUGUACCCUGUGGAUGCCUACGAUGGUUUUAAGUGGCUCUCUCAAUACAUUACUGCGAAUUGGUUGUUCAAAGUUCUGAGCAGUGCCUUGUGUAGUUAGUUUCUGGAAUUGGUUGGUCUGUAUGCUUACUAUGAAUCUGUGUUUAUUAGAAUGAGGAAUGGAAUCGAUGUGAUUUCAUUCUUGGUUGUUGGCUACUGACAAUUGAAAACUAUGUUGCGAUUACGUUGGGUUUUGCAAGCUCGACAUUUUGUCAAUGUUGCUUAGGCAGUUUGUUCAGUAAAAUUGUUAUUGACCCUGUGUUAAAAAAA